This is a messenger RNA of Dendronephthya gigantea, 520 nucleotides long. RefSeq lists its product as uncharacterized. The coding region runs from base 23 to 520 and encodes 165 amino acids. The record is from RefSeq and is a predicted model, not a curated record. Gene Ontology annotation, molecular function: zinc ion binding. NCBI's taxonomy places the organism in Eukaryota, Metazoa, Cnidaria, Anthozoa, Malacalcyonacea, Nephtheidae. The transcript has a single exon.
GAAAGCGCGUGUUGGUGCUUCCAUGAAGAGCGUCAGCUAUCCUGUUUAUGUUCAUUUAAUCCAAGUUAACGGUGAAGUGGAAUAUGCUAAGUGUUCUUGUAAGGCUGGCCAAGGAGGUUGCUGCAAACACGUAGCUGCUCUAUUGUACACUAUUUUGGACUUUGUCAAUCUGAAUUUGAAACACGUUCCUGUGGAAUUGACAUGCACACAACUUCCUCAAAAAUGGAGUGUGCCCUCUGGAAGCUCAAAGACCCUGGACAAAGGUGUUAAAUUUGAAGAAAUGCUAUUUGAAAAAGUUGAUGUGAACAAACCUGCCAAAAGGUAUAUUGUAAAAGGGAGUAGGGAAGACUAUUGUGCUACUCCACCAUUUGCUCGGACUGUGACUGCAGAAGAAAUUAAGUCUAUGGCAAAUGCAUUUGAGAAAGCCAAUUGCGCUUCACUAUUUCGUGAAGCUAUAGCCUCAAAUAACUAUAAGCCAUGUGAACUUUUCGAGACAUCUUGUAAUCAGUUGCCAAAAUAG